Messenger RNA from Megachile rotundata (alfalfa leafcutting bee), 4999 nucleotides. It is a transcript of the gene Ipk1, whose product is annotated as Inositol phosphate kinase 1. Gene Ontology annotation, biological process: inositol phosphate biosynthetic process. Gene Ontology annotation, molecular function: inositol-1,3,4,5,6-pentakisphosphate 2-kinase activity; ATP binding. Gene Ontology annotation, cellular component: nucleus. The record is from RefSeq and is a predicted model, not a curated record. Lineage: Eukaryota; Metazoa; Arthropoda; Insecta; Hymenoptera; Megachilidae.
UACUCGAAUUAUCUGAAUAUCAAUGAUAUUCAAGUGUCCGAGUACAAUAUUCAAAUACUUGAAUUAUCCGAAUGCAUCCCUAAAAUAUAAGUCUAAUACAUUUGAUUAUUCGAAUUUGUCCCAAUGAAAUAUUCAAAUAAUCCAUAUGAUAUAUUCGAGUUUUAAAAUUCUCCAAAUGUAACAUCCAUUCGAACACGAUCAAUGCUCGAAUUAUUCAGAAUUCCAGUAUUCGAAUUAUCCGAAUCAAACAAUAAAAUUAUCCCUAUCCAUUCCAAUACACAUUCGAUAAAUUCAAAGAUCGGUAUUUCGUAUUCUUCAAAAAUUAUCGAAAAGUUCUUCGAUGUUACAUCGAUUGGAUAAGUUGAAACAGUGUUCUACGGGUAUAAUUAUUUAACCGGCACGAGUAGUCUAGUGGCAAACAGGAAUGUCCAUUUUUUCGCCGAGAUAUCGUUUAAUGUCCGCCACAUUCGACGCAGUCUCCUUUCGAGGUGAAUCGAGGCUGGUCUUCAACUUGAAAGCUCGACUACCCGCUUCGAAAAAAAUCUCGUAUCGAAUGGUGGCACUCGAUACCCUUUCUCCUGGCAGUAGUUGGCAUCGGUCAUGGUAAUAGCUAUGGUUCUCGUGUAACCAGUUCAGUUGCUCCAUUAUCGAUCAUCGACGAUUAGCCAGUCGACCAAGUAGCUAAUGCCUGUUAACUUCGCGGCCAAUUCUCGAUACAUCUAUCCAUUAGCAUGUUCCGUGAUCCCCUUGCGAACGUGCCUUUGAUAACGGAUAACCACGUUCGCGAUCGAGCUCGGACAAAGCAAAAAGUGCUCCUCGAUCGAGCCAAGAUCGAGCACGAACGGCAUGCUUCGAGUAUCGAUAGAAAGCAAUCGCAAGAACACGAGAGACGGCAUUAAUUAUGGUUGAUUAACUAUCGUUUUGUGGAAAGUACCAGGUAACGUGACACUGGAACCCGUUACCUACACAUUCCGAGAAAAAACAAUAGAUAGUCUAUUUCUUUGGGAAAAGUUACUUGGAACUAGAUUUCAUUUAUUUAUGAUUAUUCAUUCAUUUCAUUCAAUGAAAUGUUAUUCGGUACUUUUUUGAACCCUCUCAUUUAUUAAUUUUGUUACCCACCAAGUUCUUAGCCUCUUAACCUACAAUUUUAUAGGCAGUUCAUUCACAGCUAAUUUAUACUACAACGUUAAGGUUAUUGCUGCAACUGAAAGAAGUUAAAAUAUCAAGAACAUUCUACCUUCAGCGAUCCUUGAUUGUACAUAUUGAUAUGUUCCAUUCGAACAUUUAGAGUUUCAGUUAGAUCAACCUACUUUUCUGACCUACAAUGCUAUUUGAGCAGUCAAAGUUAUAUACUCGAGUCAGUAGUAAAUCAGACAUUGUCAUUUGCAAACAAGGUGGACGAACAGGAAUUUAAUGUAAUGUCAUACAACCAUCUUAUCUAUUAUUUUCAGUGUAGAAACUGUAGAUACUGCUUUGCAUAGUUCUGAUCCUAUCAUGCUACCUAAGUGUUCAAAUUUAUACACCCAAUGUAUACGAUACUAGAUCUGACACUACACUAUUUGCAAGAUAGAGAAGCAAUAGUGUAACGUCAUUGUAUGCUAUCUUAUCUGUUACAGUUCUGAAUUGAAUGUGUAGAUUUAGCUUCGAAUAGUUCAGUUCUGAUCGUACCAUGCUACUUAAGUGUUUCAAUUUAUAUAUCGAACAUAUAUGAGAGUAAAUCAAACAUUAUACUAUUUGCAAACAAGGUGAAUAAAAUUAGUGCAACCUCAUACAUCCAUUUUAUCAUAAUUUUAUGUGAAGAGAUGUAACUUUGACUAGUUCAGUUCUGACCUUAUCAUACUACUUAUGUGUUACAAUGUAUGCAUCUGAGGUAUAUGAUAAUAAAUUCGACAUUACACUAUUUGCAAGUAGAACAAGCAAGAAUUAAGUGUAACAUGUAACCAUCUUAUCUAUCAUAAUUUUGAGCCAAUGUGAAUGUAACUUUGACUCCGAUCCUAUCGUGCUACUUCAAUGUUCCAAUUUAUACACCCGAAGUAUGACAGUAAAUCAGACAACGUACUAUUUGCAAACAAGAUGGACGAGCCAAGAGAGUUGUCUCGGUCGGCAAAAUGGCGGGCGGUAGAUCGAUUCGAUAGUGCCGUCAAGAAAGUGUAUCAGCGUAACCGUCUCUCCAUUCUUUCUUCUUUCGCCAGGAAUUAAUUCACGACGGAAGGGGUUUAACUCCAUCGACACGAGACGAAGUUACGGUUCAGCGAUUCGUUCACGAGCGUUGUUAAGAUUUCAUGGUUCAGGCCACGACGAUGUGGGACAAAUGCGAGAUGGUCUGGCGAACAGGAAAGGUUCGUGGCGUGCGAAAUGACGAAUUAUUGUGCCGCGGAGGAAAAGGAGCUGUAAAGCGUGUGAUGGAGAGAGGUUAGAAGAGAAAGAAGAGGAAGGAGGUGGAAGAGGAGGAGGAGAACGAUGCUUGUCGUAGAGAACCGAGGGUAGAACAAUGAGAAUCAGCGAAGGAAAUCCUGCGGGGAACGCAGGGUUUUCGCCAGAACCGAUGACCACUUCCACCGGAAGUUUGGACGACGGUUCGCCGACAAUUCAAGAGGCUUCCCUUCCUUUGACCACAUUUUCCGUCGAGGAUUGUGUUUACAGAGGCGAAGGGAAUGCUAAUGUCGUUAUUGCACUGCCUCAAGAGCGUAAAGUAAUUCGAUUCCGGAAGUCGCCGCCGGACGAUGUUUCACCGGAUGGCGGUGAACAACGGACCGAACGAGAAGUGAAAUUCGUGAGAUUCGUGGCUUCCUGCUUUUUGGGCCCAUACACGGAAAUCCCUGAGAUACUUCGUUACGAUAUGAAAGAUAUCGUCAUAUUAUCUGAAGCCAUCCGAGCACUUCGACCAGAUAAACGUUGCCAUAAAGAAAUCACUGAGACGUAUGCCACAAAGUAUCCAGAUUACACAUUUCUUCGAACAAAAGUUGAUCCUGAAGUGUUUCGAAGCAAGCAAACAUUCUGUGUUGAAAUUAAACCAAAACAGGGAUAUCUGAGGGACAUUGACUGGAAAUUUCAAAAAUGUCCUUAUUGUCUAACACAGUAUCACAAGCUCAAAAAGAAGGUCAUUACAGCUCGCAGUACUUAUUGUCCAUUUGAUCUUUUUUCUGGAGUGCAGGAACGCAUGAAGUCUGCACUAGAAGGAUUACUAAAAUCACCACAAAACAAUUUAAAAAUUUUUAAGGAUGGCAUUAUUGUUUAUGAUCAAGAAUCAUCUUUCAAUAACCUUGAAUGUGUUUUGUCUGAAUGGUUUCAUAAUUCUGCAACAAAUGCAAACAAAGAUUACAUCAACGUGUUUUGUGAUUUACUAUGCACUGCUCUCUUACACUCAUUUUCUGCAGCAGAUUUGAGAUUAAACCCUUCUACGUAUGAAUUAUAUUCAUCUAUCGAACAAGACUUAAAAUCAACCUCGCAUAUUAAUUCAGACAUAUUUGCGAAAGCUAAGAAACUUUUGUAUUUCACUGGAGAGGCUUGCAAUACAAAGGGCAUAACAUUGCCAACGAAUUCGGUGCUAGAAAGAAUUCUUCGUAUGCAAAGAGUACCAUUUAUUAGCUCAGAAUACGUUUAUAAUACGUAUCUUAAAUUUCGUUCAUUGGUAACCAAUGAUAUAAUAUAUUCUAAUUUAUUAGAGACAUAUAAGUUUAAUGAGAAUUGGAUAUAUUUUUGCAAUCAAAAAAAUACUACGGUAGAAAAUUUAGAAAUGUUAAAAACAUGUGCCAAAGAUGCUUCAAUUUCAAAUGAAUCGAAAUUUGCUGAUGAUAAUAACAGCAACAAGCAUAUUAAUUCAGAACCGAUAUGGUUUAAGAAUAAAAAGCCAGAUGAAAAUGUUCGUCUUAUAUCAAAAUCAAAUUUACUUCCAAUUCAAUGUGAAAAGAAUAACAUGUUUUAUCGUAAAUCUAACAUAAUGCACAAUGGAGAUAAUAAGCAUUAUAAUAAUGAAAAAGAAACACAUUUAAUAAAUAGUGAAAGCAUAUUAUGCUUACAGAAUUAUCUUCUAUUUUCAUGUGCCAGAGAUUGCUCAAUAUUAAUAGCCUUUCAAGAAUUGCAUCCGGAUGCAGUAUCAUUUGUUCCUGACGAAUAUGUAUUACAACUUUCCAAUGGACUCAGCUUUAUUUGUAAUAUUGGGAUUUCAGAUUUAGAUCCAAAAAGUCUUCAAUGCAUCGAAAAACACCGCCAGCGAGACAUCGAUGUCUUAAAUUCAGUAGUUUCUGUUCUCGAGGAAGAACUUAUGAUUCAAAAUCAGUUAUCAACCGAAACUCAAUCCUUGCUAUAGGUAUUAUAUAUACUUUAAGUAACGUUAAAAGGUUUUUACUGUGUACUGAUUUUAUAUUUUAUAUUUUUUGACGAACAUGAGUUAUGUUUGAAUUUCUGACAGAAUGAAGUGUAUCAUACUUUUGAAUGAUUUGCAAUUAUAUUUAUUAAUCCAUUAUGACUAGUUAAAAUUGGUUCGUUAAAAUAUUAUACACAAACACUUAAAAAUUAUACAGGGUAUUAUGUAUCUGAUGAUACAAUAGGAUAAGUUAAAAUUCAAUUGAGAAAAUGAAAUACUGUGAUCCUAUUUUGCUCUCUGUGGCUAUCCCUCUUCUCUAUGAUAUCUCUUUUCUUGUGUUUUGAGGUAUUUUCAGUCUUUCUGCCACUUCUAAUUUUCGUUACGAUACAUCUAAGUUCUCUCUUGCUCUCCCUGAUUCUUUAUAAUUCUUUCUGUCUCUCCAUAGUUCUCCUUGAGCUCCGUGGCAUUACCAGUCGUAUUGGCACUCCCAAUUCUCUGAAAAACCUAAUUGGAUACUUCCUGGUUCUUCUUGGUUUUCCGUAGUUUCGAUAUUAUGAAAAGUGAAAUACUGUGAUCCUGUAUAAUUUCAUAAGUAAACAAUGAACGAACAAAUUGUAGAAUAUCAUACACGUUUUAUGACAUAUUAUAAAAUUGGCAAUUGUAUAUAUAUAUACAUAAAUUCGUAUAUGAACA